ACGGAAACAAGGGGGACAAAUGAGAAAACGCCAUGUGGCAUUGUUCAAAAAAAGCACAACAGUUCGCGCGAGCGCCGAGCGGUCAUUAAAAAAAAAAAAAGAAAAAAAAAAGAAGGGUUGACGUGGCGGACGCGCGGUGCUGACGUGUCCAGGCAAAAUGAACACGUCUGCGCAAGUCGCCACGUGUACGGCGACGGUGCCGAAAUGCCACGUCACGUGGACGCCAAACGGAAAUGCCACGUGGACCCCAAAAUGCAAUGCCACGUGGGCCCUUGCGGACGCUAGCGACAGGGUUGGGAGAGGGUCAAUUCACACUGCUGAACCAUCAAGCUCACGAUCGCGAGGAAUCUUCUGCGAUGUUUCUCGACGAGCGUCUGGUCGGGGUCGUGCGGCAUGCCACGUGUCGAGACGUCGCCUUGUGGCCAUAGAUGAGGCGGAAGAAGUGCGUGUGCGACAGCUGGCACUACCGCCACGUCACCGGCAGCUGACAAGACGCGUGCGCGCGGCUCCUGGAGACAGUGCGGAAGACCAAAAAAACGGAGAUGAGGAGAGCUCGGCCUCAGGAGAUCCAGAUUCUUUGGAAAGUGAGUUGGCUGCGAAGAUUGCAGCUAUGGAAGCCGAGGCCAAAGCGCUUCGUGCCGAGCUGGCGAGGAGAGCGGGUAAGGAAGGUGCUGAUAUUGACCUGGCGAAACUCCAGCCACAACGUCCAGAGAAGCGGAUAGAUGGGACAGGAUAUCGUGAGACACUAAUGUCUGGUCCUGGUCGGCCGUUCACAGGAGAUGCAGCAACACCUUCACCGGAUAAGUGGGGCCUCUCGGAGGCUCAGUUAUUCCUAACGAGAGGAGGUCCUAGCGAAGGGGACGGCUUGGCAGGACCAGCAAUCGAAGAAGGCGCUGAGGGAAUCGUCCAAAGACGUCUGCUUAUUGGUGUCAGCCUAACAGUCACUGCUGUUGCACUUGCCUUUGUCAAGAACCCCUUUGGCAGGACGAAGCCAGCAAAGCCUUUGUUCUUAUAUCUGGCACCGGUUGUGAGCCUUUUUGAGUCCUUGAAGGCGCUGCAAGACUACGGAGAAGAUGCGUCCAAGUUUCAAGUUCAGUUGAAGCGAGUUCUUGGCUCGACUUCGUCUCUAAGAGAAAAUUUGCUGAGCGCUGCAUCGGCAUUGGAAAACGAUGCAGAUUCAGAGGCAGCUACUUCACUUGCAUUUGAAGCCUUAGAUUUCCUCAAUCAGGCAGACUACUCUCAAUAUUUCGACAAUCGUGGCGAGCCUUCGUUAUCACAGCUGCUGGAGUUCUCCAGAUUCAGCUUCCAGAGUGUGACAGAAGCCUCGAACAAGCUGCAGGCGUUCUUAGCAUUGAUGCCUGCUGAAGCUGUUUCUGCUGCAAGGGAUUACCUUCAGAGAGACUUGAGCAGUGCUUAGACCUGCUCACCUUGUUUGCAAUCCCUGUUUGAAAUCCCUGUUCGCAGGGUGCGGAACGGGGAAAAGGGAAAAUAUAUUAAACCACCAGUACUUGGCGGAGCUAUCGGCCGCAGAAAAAAAUAGAGUAGAAACGUUUCUAGUCGGAUGAAUUUGGGUGCUCCUGUAGUGCACCGUACGUUUCCUAAACUUGUGGCUUGUUAACAGGCACAACUUCAGGAAGUAGGGGGGGGUUAAGGAAGAGUAGAUAGAAAGAAGAAAUGAGUUUUGAGUUUCAAAGCUUUCAGCCAACUCUACCUGUUACAAAAUUGAAUUGGAAGAGAUGACACAUCCUUGGGGCAAAAUCAUGGGGCAUUCUCGCACUAUUUCGCGUUUUGUA
Molecule: messenger RNA, 1793 nt
Organism: Chara braunii
Lineage: Eukaryota; Viridiplantae; Streptophyta; Charophyceae; Charales; Characeae
Source: the annotation of a GenBank genome assembly